CGUGGUGUCUUUACUUCUUUGUCUGUUACUGAUUUUGUAAGUGUACUAUCAUAGGGCGCUGCCCUGAGGAGGAUAUUUGAUCCGACUUUCCAGGGCAAGGUUGAGUUACAUCCGUGUGCGGAAGGUGAAGGUUUUAACCUGGACAUUGUUGACAACUUUCGCGUUCCUACACGCGACGUGUUGAAUGCACCCCUGCCGCAAGGCCAAGGUAUGCUUGGGGGCCUGGGUUUGUUUGAGGUGAAGGGUGGCCCCAAGAAGCAUGCGGAAAAGAAACCUGUGUAGAAAGCUAUGCGGGGCCGCAACAGGAAAAAAACCUGAGGCUCCUGUUGUUCCUCCUUUGGUGCCGCAGGCGGCAGGUGGUGGUGCGGCUGCAGUUGGGACCUUCGUGGGUUCCAAGCCUGCUGGUGAGAAGAAGAGAAAACAAGAGGAGAAAGCUGCUGAUGCCGGUGGAAAGAAGCGUUCGAGGAUACAGAUAAAACGGAUAACUGCUGUCUCUCAGGUGAAGCCUGUGGUUGCGGCUGGUAAGUGUCUUAUAACUUUGUAAGUUUUUGCCAUUGUAACUUGUAAUUGAUGUUUGUUGUUGCUUUGUUCGCAGAACCGUAAGACUUCUCUUUUUUAUUUGAUGCUCCUCAUUCCCCCACGCAUGACGCGUCUGCGGAUGCGGGGGUAAAUAAAGAAUUUUCCAGCCCUUUUGUCAAGGUGGUGUCUGAGCCCUCUGUGCAGGUAGAGGAUACUGGGAAGAAGACUGCGGCUCAGAUCUUUGACACAGUUGAUUCCUCUGAUAAUCUGAUCUUUCCGCAAGAUACCGAUGAUCUCAACUUAAAGUUUUCUGAUGCUGAAAAGCAAAAAUCUGAUGCGGAAAGGCACAAGACUCCUGCUGCCGAGAAGGCUUCCGGUUCUGCUUCUGGGGGUACGGGUUUCGAAGGGCCCCCCAUUCAGCCUGAAGAGUCUGAAUUGGAACACUACUACCGCACCUAUACAGAGGACCGGGCUGUGAACUAUCAUCGCCCCCUUGGAGUGUUAUGCAAGGGGAUGAUAUUUCAAGUGAUCAUUCUGCUUGUAAGGAGAUUUUGGGUGGUCUGGGCACCCUGUUUGAAGUUAAUCGAGCCCGCGCUUUGCCCUGUGAGCUCCGGAUCAACCAACUCUCCUCCAUGCUUGUGGGGAGUUUCAUAAUGGCAAAUGCCAUUAUGGAAGACUAUAAGCUGCUGGGGCGCAAGGAGGAGGAAACUGCUCGCUUGCGGGCUGAGGCUGAAGAGUUGGUAAAGGCUGCUCGUGAGGGUACGGAGCAGCUUAAGAAGGAGAAGGCUACUUUCGAGCAGUAUAAGCAAACUGAGGAGUGGGCGGCAACUGCUGGCCUUAAACAGGUUCGUACUCUCGCCAAACUGCUUUCUGAUGAGCGCAAGAGUUGGAAAGAAUCACUUUCUAAUGAGCGUAAGACUUGGAAAGAAUCUUGGGCCAAACAGAAUGAAACGCUGUUUCGUGUUCGUCAGGAGCUGACCAAUGUCAAGGCAGCGAAUGCUGCUUUGGUUAAGGAGAAGGCCGCGGCUGAGGCGGUUGUCAGUAAGGCCAAGGAGGCGGAGGCCCAGGCUGCAAAGGCUCUUGAAGAGGCCAAAGAGGCGGGGGUCCGUGCUGCCAAGGCCCUUGAAGAAGCGAAUGCUGAUCGCACCCACUUAAACCAGACUGUUGGGGGCCUCCAGGUAUGAGUUGCCUUUUCUGUUUCACAAGUAUGUUUAUCUUUAUAUGCUUGUGUUCUUUGUUUUCGAAAGGCUGAAGUGCAGAAUCGCGUGACCAUGGUUGUGGAGGUUACUGCCCGCGCAACUGAAGCUGAAGCGCGGGCAAGGGAGGUUGCUGAGGCUAGAAAUGGCCUUGUUUCUUCAUUCAAUCAGCUCAAGGAUGAUCGCGAUCGGAUGCAUGAUCACGGUAUUGGGCAUAUUGUUAAGGCUAUCCUGGACGCACCUGAGAACGCAACCGAUGUAGAUCUGAUUAGGCUGCGUGCGCGGGAGGCUGGUUUUAAAGCUGGCUACAACCGAUGCAUUAGUCAUAUCAACGUUUUAUCCAAAGGCGAAUACACCGAUUAAAGGUCCGGGUUCCAUCUCAUGGAUACCGAAGGCCGUCUUGCUGCCGCUCUUGCAGCAUAUAAUGACAUGUCCAUUUCCGCCCUUGAGCAACUUGAUAAAUGCUUGGAUGCGGAAGACUAUGUGGACCGCUUGCGGUUGUUGUACGGUGAUGAUGAUGAAGAGGAGGAAGAGACCGGUGGUGACGGCACGGGUGGUGCUGAUACCAGCGGUACGAAGAAGAACUAGGUUGGCCUACGUGCCUUUUUGUUUCCUCAAUGUAAAUGUUAGGACGUGAUGUAAAUCUCUUGUACACCGCGUAGGUGUAGAAAAUUUUUUUGAAUAUAAAGUUUAUCCUUUUGUUCAAUUUAUACAAGUGUUUUUACUA
Helianthus annuus (common sunflower) is the source of this 2442-nucleotide messenger RNA. RefSeq lists its product as uncharacterized. The transcript is spliced from 4 exons. Lineage: Eukaryota; Viridiplantae; Streptophyta; Magnoliopsida; Asterales; Asteraceae. The coding region runs from base 1023 to 1703 and encodes 226 amino acids. The record is from RefSeq and is a predicted model, not a curated record.